GUCAGUCGAGUCCACCAAAAUAUAUUGUUUUUUUACUUUCUUGAAAAGUCUAUUUAUGUCUUGUAUUAGUAGUUUGUGAUUUAUGUGCAAUACUUUAAACUAGAGAAUCAUAAAAUGCUUCGUCUACGGCCUUUGCUACGGCUGGUAGGCAGAAAGUCGGAUGUUAGAACAUUUUGCAGCACCAUAGACACUACUAACACUGAUAUUCCUCGGCCGCCUGUGUACGAUAUUCAUAAACCUCAGACACUUGAGGACCGGAAAUCCAGGCUGCUUUACCAAUCUCGCAAGAGGGGAAUGCUUGAGAAUGAUCUGCUCCUAAGUACGUUUGCCCACAAGUACCUUGAUGGUUUCACUGAGGAGCAGACCAUGCAAUAUGAUCGCCUCAUUAACAUCGUGGACAAUGAUUGGGAUCUCUUCUAUUGGAUAGUUGGCAAACAACCCACUCCGGCAGAAUACGACAACGAAGUAAUGGAUAUGCUAAAGAAACAUGCGAAGAAUGAAGAAAGGAAGAUUCUCGAGAUGCCUGAAUUGAAACUUGAUUAAUGUAGUAUCUUUAAGUUUUGUAGCACUAUUUAGUACAGUAUUAAUUUCAAUUUAUUUUAAUUAAAAUAAAUUAUUUGUCGAGUGUUAAUGUUUCUCAUAAUGUGAU
Molecule: messenger RNA, 649 nt
Organism: Hyposmocoma kahamanoa
Lineage: Eukaryota; Metazoa; Arthropoda; Insecta; Lepidoptera; Cosmopterigidae
Product: succinate dehydrogenase assembly factor 2-B, mitochondrial-like
Exons: 3
Coding region: 115-543 (142 amino acids)
Biological process (GO): mitochondrial electron transport, succinate to ubiquinone; mitochondrial respiratory chain complex II assembly; protein-FAD linkage
Cellular component (GO): mitochondrion
Source: RefSeq, a predicted model, not a curated record